Molecule: messenger RNA, 3602 nt
Organism: Dama dama (fallow deer)
Lineage: Eukaryota; Metazoa; Chordata; Mammalia; Artiodactyla; Cervidae
Gene: SAXO6
Product: Mdm1 nuclear protein
Exons: 12
Coding region: 1554-2870 (438 amino acids)
Biological process (GO): negative regulation of centriole replication
Molecular function (GO): microtubule binding
Source: RefSeq, a predicted model, not a curated record
GUUUCAUUGACUAAUAUAUUGCACAUUUUCUGUCUAAGAAAGGCAUAACUGCUUUGGGUAUUUACUUUAAUAAGUAAAAAAUAGGUUGAGGUGAUGCAAGAUGUAUAAUUUUGUCUUUAUAUCAAAUGAGCAGUGAUAGGAAUUGUCAAUUUAUGUUUAUAAAAUUAAAAAGCUAAAAUGGUAACUAGAAGUGAUGCUAAGUUUCAUUGUAUUCUCACAUAGUUUUAGUAUUGGGCUACCAUUACUAAAAUAUACUUUUUUUUUUACUACUAUAAUUCUCUAGAAAGUUCUUAGCUCUUAACUCUCAACUCUCAUUUAUGUUCUUAACCAUAUUCCUAGGUUUAAGUAGGAAAUACUUCCAUUUAGAAUAUCCCCAAAGGUUCAUGGCAGCUUAGUCUUUUCUUUCUCACUCACCUGUGUAUUUUAUACAUCCCCAAGGACUGAGAGGAUAAUUAGAUUCAGAAAGACAAUAACAUGUCAUCUUACACUAAGAUAAUAUUUCCACUGUUACAAAUUGUAGCAGAUUUAGGCUUACUUGUUAUUCAGUUUUUAAAAACCUGAAAUAUGUGUAACAUUUUAGGAACACAGAAAAUAACCUAAAGCAAUAGAUUCCCUUUAUAAACCUAGUGAAUAGAAUCAAUACUUCUUUUGCUGGCUCACAAGUGUUCUUAGAUGGAAAAUGUACCUACAAAAUAUGGCCUGAAAAUUAUGAUUGUUUAGUUUUUAUGGAAUAUAAGCUAGAGGUAAUUCAAAUCAAAGCCCUAUUGACAACUUGUACAUAUUUCAGUGAAAAGCAUUGUGUAGAAAUGUUCUUUUUAUAGUAUCAGAAGUAUAAGUCACUAGCAAAUGCCUUUACUACUAGCUUUAUUGCUUUCAUUAGUGAAGAUUUCAGAGAACUUUUUGUAAAGAAAUACUCUACUAGUUAAAGUGUAUCAGCAGUUUCAGGUCUGUGGAUUGGAGAGUUGUGUGGCAGAAAUUUUUUCUAUGCUUGUUGACGGGGAAACUCCUAAAGGAGCUAUUUGGUUCUAUUUUAUCAGACACUUGUUUUCCAAAAGGAUGUCUUAUAUAUAAAGGAGUAAGAACAAUUUAUGGCAGAAAAGUUCUUGAGAUUAUACUAUACUUAAAAAGAUAUACUGUUUGGUUGUGAAGUGUAGGUGUAUUAUUCAGCAUUAUGAAACAGUUAUACACCUUAUUUGAACUCCGUAUCUUUUCCAUUACUUUCUUUGUAAUCAGUGGCAAUAUACCAUAAAAUGGAAACCAUAUCAUGGAAUAAUAAGGAUAAAAGGAAACAUUUAUAAAUAGAAACAUGAUAAUUACCUGAUUUUUUUCCUUGACUCAGGCUAAAAGUUUUCCACAAUAAAAGCAAAUUUGUUCCACAAUUCAAAGGUAACUCAGUCAUCCAUGAAACUGAAUACAAAAGAAAUUUUAAGGGCUUAUCCCCAGUGAAAGAACCAAAAUUAAGAAGUCAUUUGAAGGAAAACGGAAAUUUUGAAACAAUAUCUACUGAAAAGAAGUGUAAUAAAACAGAUGAUCCUUUAAAAUCAGAAGCAGAGAUGGAAUCAAAAGACUCAAACCAGCCUAAAAAGAAACUUAUUCCUUGGAGACAUCAAAGACUUGGGAAGGUGAAUUCUGAAUAUAGAGCAAAAUUUCUGAGCCCAGCCCAGUAUUUAUAUAAAGCUGGGGCUUGGACACGUGUGAAGGAAAACAUACCAGAUCAGGCUUCUGUAAAUGCCAUGUGGUAUGCGGAGGUUAAAGAACUCCGAGAGAAGGCUGAGUUUUAUAGAAAACGAGUUCAGGGAACCCAUUUUUCUCGGGACCAUCUAAAUCAGAUUCUGUCUGAAAGCAACCGCUGUUGGGAUGUCUCCUCAACUACGAGCUCAGAAGGAACCAUUAGCAGCAAUAUCAGAGCGCUAGAUCUUGCUGGAGAUCCUACAAGCCAUAAGGCUUUGCAGAAAUGUCCUUCUACACAGCUAGAAGAAAAAAGACCUAUCUUGGAAGAACAGCCCCAGAAAACUACCACAGAGAAAUUGGGUGUGUCAGAUGCUCCCAUACCUGUUAGAAGGCGUCUGGCUUGGGAUGCUGAGGACACCACUGAAGACAUACAGAAACAACCGAGAGAGGAGGAGGAGGAGGAAGAGGAAAGGGACAAGCAGGUUAAUGUGGAAGAGCUGGAGAAGUUGGAAGUACAGGAAGAAUCUAAAGCAGACAAGAUAAAAGAAGAGUCAGAGUCAUCUUCUAUGUCUUCAGGGAAAGGAGGCAGGCUUCCUACUCCAAAGCUGAGAGAACUGGGUGGAAUCCAGAGGACUCAUCAUGAUCUUACCACUCCAGCUGUUGGUGGUGCAGUUUUAGUGUCUCCAUCUAAAGUGAAGCCUCCAGUCAUAGAACAGAGGAAAAGAAUAUCCUCUCAGGAUGGCUUAGAAACUUUGAAGAAUGACUUUAGGAAGAAAGAAAGUCGUGCCAUAUCCCUCCUGACUUCUCCAGCUGCUGGUAUUAAAACAGUUGAUCCCUUGCCUUUGAGGGAAGAUUCUGAACCCAAUAUCCCCAAAUUUGGUGAGACAACUCUUCCAGUUUCAAAAAUGCUAGAAUACCCACCUAACACACCUGGGAAGUCUGCUUCUCCACCCUGCGCCCCAUCCUACUGGCAUCCUUCUCGUCGAAUUCAGGGCUCCCUGAGAGAUCCAGAAUUCCAGCAUAAUGUGGGAAAAUCAAGGAUGAACAAUUUCCAGUUACCUCAGCAUGAAGCCUUUAAUGAUGAAGAUGAGGACAGGUUCUCAGAAAUCUCUGCUCGCUCUGCGGCCUCUAGUCUCCAGGCUUCUCAAACUCUGGCACGAGCUCGGAAAAGGAAGGAGAGUUUCUGGGGCAAAACAUAGCUAGGCAGACACCUAGUUGGGUUGCUUUUAUCUGGGGGAACCAUUGGCAUACUUUUUCAUUAUUGCUUUACUAUGUUAAGACUUCAAGUAUUUGGAUUUUUUGCUAACAUUUCCCACUUAAAAAGAAUUGUUUUUUUGUUUUUUUUUUUCAAUACUCAGUUCAAUCUACUGGAAAAUUUUUAACAUAGGUUCAUGAAAUUUUAACUUUUGAAGGAUUCUUUUUGCAUCUGUUCCCAAAAUAUAAAGACAUAGAUUAUAUAGUUCUUCACAUGUUCUAACUUGUAUAAAGUGUCAGGGCUAGCUGGUAGAAUUGUGAAUUUCCCCUAUCCAGAGAAUAUUCUUAAAUAUGAAUAAAGUAAAGUAAAAAUUAAGAUUUAAGUGUAAAGUAUAGAUUACCUGAAGAUUGGCUUUAUGUAUCUUUACAGUUGUAGAUGUCAUAAAAUGAAUUUGUUGUUCCUUUAACUUUUGCUGUGGUGUUUAUUUUAUACCUUCUGUUUGUGGUUACAGUGUUAAAAUAAUUGUACUUCAGAUUGAAAAUACUAGCUUUUGUAUAUACUUUUCUUAUUUAUGUAACAAAGUUUGCUGAGAGAAUAUGUAUAUUUUUUAUCUUUGUGUGUAUUCUGUUUGUAUAAGGACUUUGGCUUACAUUUGAAUAAUGUCUGAAUUUUGAAAAAUUUGUAUAAUGGAAAAUUAAAACUUUGUAGAUAUUUUGAAAUAAAACGAUCAACUGUU